Molecule: messenger RNA, 738 nt
Organism: Uranotaenia lowii
Lineage: Eukaryota; Metazoa; Arthropoda; Insecta; Diptera; Culicidae
Exons: 4
Coding region: 31-645 (204 amino acids)
Source: RefSeq, a predicted model, not a curated record
AGCAAUUGGAUAAUAUCAGUUUUUCAAGUUAUGUUGAGCAUAGGUUGGAGCGUUUUUUGCUGCAGUUUAAUUUUGGUGAUCGUAUACUUCUUCGAGUUAGUGAGUCUACAGUCAUCAGAAAAUUCAGACAAUUUUCAGUAUAGUCACCAUGAUCCAAUCAAAAAUUCAUAUGAAUUUGGAUACAGUGUGGAACCGAAUCGGAACUUCCAUCACGAGAAACGGGACCAAAAUGGAAUCACCUUUGGAUGUUACGGAUUUGUGGAUGAAAAUGGGAAACUGCAGGUCACCCACUAUCUGUCCGAUGGCCGUGGCUAUCGAGUUUUGGAUCCCAUGAAACCCGUUCAGGUGUACAUUCCAUUUGAAGCUGCCGACGGGGAUGAGCCGAUUGAGACGAAGCCCUGGAUGGCAACGUUUCUGCCGCGAGGUUGUAGCCUGAUCGCGAAUCGUCGAGGGCCGGCGAUGAUUUUUAGACCUCCAUCGGCAACUAAUUUUGGGAGUCUUCCUACCACACCUGACGUUACCAAAAGACCUGCAACCAUCGAAGGAUCAGCUUCAGCGGUCGAAAUGCAAACAAAUAGAACUGAAGCUGACAUUUGUAGUGGCUGUAAAACAAUUAUCCAUGGUGAUCAGUCAGACGAACAUUGAAGGAUGCAAACCAAGCAGAAGUUGUUUUAUGACAUAAAAAUAUUAUAAAUAGUAUUAAUAUAUUUAUAAAAUUGCAAAUAUAUAUAUUUAAGG